Botrytis fragariae is the source of this 339-nucleotide messenger RNA. RefSeq lists its product as uncharacterized. NCBI's taxonomy places the organism in Eukaryota, Fungi, Ascomycota, Leotiomycetes, Helotiales, Sclerotiniaceae. The record is from RefSeq and is a predicted model, not a curated record. The transcript has 3 exons. Bases 1 to 339 code for a protein of 112 amino acids.
AUGAGUUCCCCUUCCAGACCACCUCUCAUGACUCCCGAGGCACUCAACGAAACCGUCAUUUUAUAUGUUGGAUCCCAGAGAAAGAAAGGUUUUGAAGAGGCAGCCAGCGGAGAAAUAUACCUUCCUGAAGAUGAUCCUGCUACCUGUGCUGAUCUUAUCGAAUAUUUCUAUCGUGGUACCCUUCCACAUGCCGACAAAACCACCACUCGUCCCAUGCAAGAACUUUACUGUCUAGCAGAGAAAAUUUGUAUGCCAACAUUGAUGGACAAACUCAUGGACGCAAUUAUGGUAGUUCAUAAGGAGAAAAAUAAUUUUGGUUUUGGUGCAGAUCGGACUUAA